This is a messenger RNA of Benincasa hispida (wax gourd), 2725 nucleotides long. Lineage: Eukaryota; Viridiplantae; Streptophyta; Magnoliopsida; Cucurbitales; Cucurbitaceae. The record is from RefSeq and is a predicted model, not a curated record.
AUUACAAGAAAUUUGUGCUCUAAUGGCGAAAAAGUGCAUAAUCAAUUUUUCUUUGCCAACUAUACUAUUUACUUUCUUAUAUCUCCGUUAUCUCUCCCUCUCUGUUUCCGGCGACUCGCCGGCGCCCUACAAUCCCACCGAUUACAUACUUCUUAACUGUGGUUCCUCUGAAAACUUAUCUUCAUUGGGGGACGAACGCACGUGGGUCAGCGACGUUCAAUCCAAAUUCUUCCCUUCCGAUUACAAUCACAAUGGCGCAUCAGUCAUUUCACGAGCCGAGACGCAAUCCUCUUCGGUCAGCGACGUCCCUUACUCAACAGCACGCCUCUCCCGCUCCGAAUUCACCUACUCUUUUCCGCUGGGUCCUGGCUCGAAAUUCGUUCGCCUUUACUUCUACUCUGCUUUCUACUCUGACUUCGACCGUUUCAAAGCUGUUUUCUCUGUCAAAACUUCUCUCUACACCCUCCUUUCUAAUUUCAAUGCUUCCGCUAAUGGCGAUGAUCCUAAUUCCGGCACUAUCACUCGCGAGUUCUGUGUUUACGCAGAUGGAAAUGAUGAAAUGCUUAACAUUACAUUCUCUCCGGCGAAUCCAGACUCUUAUGCUUUUAUCAAUGGGAUUGAAAUUGUGUCCAUGCCCGACAAUCUUUUUUAUACACCAUUGAAACCCAACUACCAAGGUAGCCGAGGAUUGAAGCACAUCGGUGAGAGUAUCAAGUUCUCACUAAUUGAUAACUACAUGUCUCAAGUGGUUUUUAGGGAGAAUAUUGGUGGAAGGGUCAUCUUCCCAACAGAAGACACUGGAAUGUUUCGGACUUGGACAGAGGAAAGUAAUUUGUUGGAUGGAUAUCUAUACGAUGCUCGAGCUGCUAACUUAUCUAUCCAACUUAAUUAUAGUAAAAUACCGCCAUAUACAGCGCCGGGAGAUGUCUAUCGCACUGCUCGAACAAUGGGACCAAAUGCUACGCUUAACAAGAGCUACAACCUCACAUGGGCGUACCCUGUAGAUCCUGGGUUCUAUUACAUACUUCGACUUCAUUUCUGUGAGUUUGAGGAUGGAGUCGCCGACCCAGGUGACAGAGUGUUCUUGAUUCACAUCGCAGACAUGAUGGCCGAGGAGUCCGCGGAUGUGAUUCAGUGGGCUGGUGGAAGAGGAAUUCCAUAUCGAAAGGAUUACAUUUUGCUUAUGCCUAAUAGCGACGAACAGGGGAAGGUAAAUCUCUCUGUGAAGCUCCAAGCAAAUCCAGAUGAUAGUAAGACUAGAUUCACCAAUGUCAUCUUGAAUGCUAUUGAAAUCUUCAAAUUAACCGAUUCCCCCAUCCCAAGCAAUCUUCCUCAAUGGCCAAUCUCGCAGUCGAAGAGUUCAAAAAUUAAAACAAUAGCCAUUGUAGUGCCGCUUGUGGUUGUCAUCUUAGUUUUGGGUUUCUUUGUAUUUUGGCGCUGCAAAAAAUUUAAAGAUCAAAGCUCCGAUUCUGAUGGAACUUCCCAAUUGUCGAGGAACAGAAUCAAGACUCGCACCUCAAAACUUCCAUCUGAAUUAUGUCGUUACUUCUCGCUUGCACAGAUGAGAGUGGCCACCAACAAUUUUGACGACAUUUUCAUCGUCGGCAUCGGCGGUUUCGGCAAUGUGUAUAAAGGGUAUAUAGAUGAUGGAGCCACCCAAGUUGCUAUCAAACGGUUGAAGGCAGGAUCAAAACAGGGAGCUCAGGAGUUUAGAACAGAGAUCGAGAUGCUUUCGCAACUCCGUCAUCUCCAUCUUGUUUCCCUGAUCGGGUACUGUAACGAAGACAAUGAAAUGAUUCUAGUUUACGAUUACAUGUCAUAUGGAACCCUCCAAAGUCAUCUUUAUGGCAACAAUAUUGAUGAACGACAACCUCUCUCGUGGAAGCAACGCCUCCAAAUCUGUAUUGGAGCAGCAAAAGGGUUGCAAUACCUACAUACGGGUGCCAAGCAUACCAUCAUCCACCGUGAUGUUAAAACCACUAAUAUCUUACUAGAUGAUAAAUGGGUUGUAAGAGUUUCUGAUUUUGGAUUAUCGAAAGUUGGGGCCACCACCAUAUUCAAAGAUUAUGUCACCACAAUGGUAAAAGGUAGCUUUGGUUAUCUGGACCCAGAGUACUGUCGACGCCUCCAAUUGUCUGAAAAAUCAGAUGUAUAUUCGUUUGGGGUAGUUCUGUGUGAAGUAUUGUGUGCUCGUCCUCCACUGAUAUGCACUGCUGACAAAAUGCAUAUUUUAUUAGCUGAAUGGGUCAAACGAAACGUUCGCGAAAAGACUAUUACUCAAAUCAUUGACCCAAAAAUCAAAGAUGAAAUUAGAUUUGAAUGCUUUAGAAAAUUCAUUCAAAUUGUGGUGAGUUGCAUUGAAGAAGAGGGAGUCAAAAGACCAUCAAUGAACGAUGUGAUGCGAGGCCUAGAGUUUGCAUCCCAAUUACAAGAGAGUUCGAACGAUGAAAAUGUUGAGCUUAGUGGCCUCGACAAUGUUGAUGAUUGGCUCUUUGGAGGAGGGAUGUCGAGUAACAAUAUUCAAAUGAGCACAACCAGCAACAACAAUUCAAGUUUUGUGUAUAAUAAAGGAAUGUCGGGGAUCGUUUUCUCUCAACUUAAGGACUUGGAAGGAAGAUAGAUUCUUAUAUUUCAAAAUGUUAUACAUAUUGAAACACACAUAUAUGUAUAUGCCACGAUCAGUAUCUUUCCCUUCAAGUUAUGAUAUAUUAAUUUAACAUAAAAG